Molecule: messenger RNA, 555 nt
Organism: Sphenostylis stenocarpa
Lineage: Eukaryota; Viridiplantae; Streptophyta; Magnoliopsida; Fabales; Fabaceae
Source: the annotation of a GenBank genome assembly
AUGCCCAUAUACUGUGCCGCUGUGGACAAAAAAAUUUACCCACUGAAAAUCGCCGACUCGUUCAUGGACUGGGAGUCUAGCGAUUUCGCUAAGCCCACUCAAAAUCGAAGAUGUUUGGAGGCCAAUUUCAAAUCUGAGUUAAAAAGAGAAACGCAAGUUCAGGUUGCGGGGGGUAGCUUCUUUAUGAGCCUAGAAUUGAUUUCUCUUUUGAUUCAAAGAAAUCUCCAGCUCCGAAUAGAAGAACAAGGAAGGUAUCUCCAGAUGAUGUUUGAGAAGCAAUGUAAAUCUGGAACUGAAACGUUGAAAGCAUCAUCAUCUACCAUUGAGACUCCAUCCGGAGUGUCUUCAAAUGCCACGAGAGAUUUCCCUGCCAAAAAUGUUUUGGAAGCAUCACAAAUGGAUCAUUGUAGGUCAGGACCUGAUCAAGCUAACGGCAGUGCCACAGUUGAGGAAGGCUCACUGGAAAAGGGUGGGAAUCCUGAUUCUCCUAAAACUCAACAUGCUAUUGCCAAUUGUGAUGGUGCUGAAGCCCCAAAACGUCAAAGAACAGAGUAA